Molecule: messenger RNA, 1962 nt
Organism: Fonsecaea erecta
Lineage: Eukaryota; Fungi; Ascomycota; Eurotiomycetes; Chaetothyriales; Herpotrichiellaceae
Exons: 3
Coding region: 1-1962 (653 amino acids)
Biological process (GO): mRNA processing; ubiquitin-dependent protein catabolic process; protein ubiquitination
Cellular component (GO): nucleus
Molecular function (GO): nucleic acid binding; ubiquitin protein ligase activity; zinc ion binding
Source: RefSeq, a predicted model, not a curated record
AUGGAACCUCAGCGUGUAACAAUCGAUGGUCCUCAUACCGAUGUCUGGAAUCUGAAACGUGAAAUCAUCAACAUUUCCCGGUUAGGCGAUGGCACCGACUUUGACUUGAAGAUCUACAGAGAGAACAGCAAUGAAGAAUAUACAGAUGACACAGAGAUCAUCCCGAAAGAUUCAACCGUCCUUGCUCGACGAUUACCUGCCUCGGCACCCGGGAAAGGGCGAGCUGCUCGUUAUGUUUCCGGUAAGCCGCCCGUCAGUGCAAAGCCCACGGUUGCGAGCACUGCGAGCAAGCCUCGGAAGACGGUGGAUAUGGGCAAAGCCAUGACGGAACAAGAAAAGUUGCAGGCUAUGCUUCAGUUCACCGACGCGCAAUGGCAACAAAAACAAGAGGAAAUGUCACACGAGACCCGUGUGCCUAUGCAGGGAAAGCCCUUUGCCAAAAAAGCGAAUGUUCCAGAGGGCGAACCUCCUCACGGCUACAUCUGUUAUCGCUGUGGCAAGAAAGGCCACUGGAUCCAAGCCUGUCCAACCAAUGAUGACGCCUCCUACGACACCAAGAACCGGAUCAAACGGACGACCGGCAUCCCUCGGUCAAUGCUGAAGAAGAUCGAUCGAGCUGAUAUUGACAAGCUCGACGACGUGCAAAGACAAAAUUUGAUGGUGAACGCCGAGGGAGAAUACGUCUUUGCACAAGCGGAUGAAAAGGCAUGGAGAAAACACCUGGAACAGGUCAAGGCUGCCGAAGCGGCCCAGAAAAAAGAGCAAAUUGGCGACAAAGAGCUGCAAGAUCGAGGUCUGGAAUGCUCGAUUGACAAGCGCUUGUUUGUAGACCCAAUGAAGACACCUUGUUGUGGGAAGACAUACUGUCAUGUUUGUAUCGAGAAUGCAUUACUUGAAAACGAUCUCACAUGCCCUGGCUGUGAGACAGAGAAUAUCAGCCUCGAGCGUCUUGAGCCUGAUGAAGAGAUGAAGAACAAGAUCAAAGAGUAUGAAGCAGAAAAGGCCGCCGAGAAGCAACGGUCUAGAAGUCCUACAGUGGCCGCCGAUUCGCCAAAGGCCCAAGACACUCCUGCACACACACGGCCAGACUCACGAGACGGCUCUGCAACACCUCGAUCGGCGAGUGGUUCGGCGAGAAAGCGCAGUGCGAGUGAAGUGGAUCGAGCAACAUCUGUGGAUAGUCUCGCAGCACCGGCCAUGAAGCGACAGAAGUCUGGAGACGCAGUGUCAACACCCAAAGCGACCGACGCAGACGUGAACGGCACCAAGGCGAAGACUUCGACGCCAGAGAGUAAUAACGUGCUGCCCACGAACAUGAUGCCACCGGACUUGUCGCAGAUGCAAUCAGGCAACAACAUGAGUCUGCCCAUGAUGCCUGGCUUCAACCCUUUGAUGAUGAAUCCGAUGAUGAUGGGGGGCAUGGGCAUGCCGGGUAUGAAUGGAAUAAACCCCAUGAAUUUCAUGAAUCCCUUGAUGAUGAAUGGCGUAAAUCCGGGAAAUAUGAGCAACAUGGGUAUGGGCAUGGGCAUGGGCAUGGGCAUGAACAUGGCCAAUCCUGGUGCCAUGCCGAACUGGAACAUGAAUAUGAAUAUGAACAUGAACCAGAGUUACAAUCCCAACACCAAUUUGAACCAGAACCGCCCCAACAACUUCAAUCACCACAACAAUCGGCCCAAUCGAAACCAAAACUUCCCUCAGCAGUCCAAACCGUCAACGCCUCAACAACCGGCGGGAAUGACAGGCGUCCCGACGGGCCCCAAAGCACUGGUGAACCAGAACCAGAAUCAGAAUCAGAAUCAGGGCUUCUAUCCGCCCUCCGGCCCAGCAGGAAAUAGGUUCUCAAAUCAACAACGGCCUGUAGGGAAUGAGGAGGACAAUGCGUACAUGAGGCAACCUGUCAAUCCCCAUCGGCAUAUCAAUCGGAAUCGCAAGCCCCGACAGGCGGACUAUAGGGAACUGUGA